GGUCAUAUGAGCGUCAUCAGCGGCUCCGGGGCCAGAGAGCAGCGGGGGACACCGGAGCGCCAUGUCACCGAGUCACAGCUGCGCUCGGCCGGGCAGAACAAGGGGUAUUUAACCACCGAAAGCACAUCGACAGGUUGCCGAUGAAGUGAUUUGUGUGUGGCAGAUGUAACGUGCAAACAAGGCUUUCCAUUGUUCUCCAGACGUUCUGUGCAGACUCUUGGCCUGGACUAGCGACCCCAGCAAACCACUGUAGCCAUGAUGUCUAAGUCAGCUCUCCUGAAGGUGAUCCUUCUGGGUGAUGGUGGCGUGGGAAAAUCUUCACUCAUGAACCGCUAUGUCACCAACAAGUUUGACUCGCACCUGUUCCACACCAUAGGCGUGGAGUUCCUUAACAAAGAGCUGGACGUAGACGGCCAGAAAGUCGUCCUGCAGAUCUGGGACACAGCUGGUCAGGAGCGUUUUCGCAGCCUCCGCACGCCUUUCUACCGAGGCUCCGACUGCUGCCUCCUCACCUUCAGUGUGGAUGACGGACAGAGUUUCCAAAACUUGGCCAACUGGAAGAAGGAGUUCACUUACUAUGCUGAUGUGAAGGACCCCGACAACUUCCCCUUUGUGGUGGUGGGCAACAAACUGGAUGUUCCCGAGCGUCAGGUGUCCGGAGAGGACGCUCGGCAGUGGUGUCGCGAAAACGGCGGACACCCUUACUUUGAGACGAGCGCCAAGGAUGCAACGAAUGUAGCAUCAGCCUUUGAGGAGGCAAUUCGUCGGAUUAUGGCUCUGGACCACAGAGAUGAUCACCUCAUUAACACCAAUACAGUGGACUUACAGAGGAAGAGUCCCCCUGAGUCCAGCUGCUGUUGAGCUGAGCCCUGAAUGCAACGUGACCCAGCCAGAGCUCAUAUGAUAAUUUAAGAGAUGCCACAUGAGUGUGCAAAGAAAGAGGAACUGGUAGGAACUGGUGGUUUAGCAACUUCUGUUCAGCACACCAUGUAAUAUCCUUGGUCAGACUCUUUGUUGGGAUCAGCAUUUUUAAAACCAAUCUUGAUAUAUUUAAGAUUUCGUGACAUUUUAUUCAGCAUUUUUACACCAUGAGGAAACUGUCGAAUUAAGAAUAAAGGACAGUUCAUGUAAUAUUUUUAGUGUUAUGGGUUUGAAGAUUUUAAACACUGUCCACGUUCACUGAAAGAAAACUACUAUAUGAGCAGUGAACUGGUCAAUAAUGAAGCACUCAGGAUUUCCACUACAGUUAGUCUAUGUGUGACGGUGGAGCGGUGACUGCAAAUUUCAGCUCACAAAAACAGAAGUCCUGAGAUUAUGUUUUGCGCAGUUACUGCGCAAGAGGAAGCACAAACUAUACAACCUUAUUUACAACAUUAUUGUGAGGUCAACUGUUGCAAUUUAACAUGGAUAAGCAAACCGGUAGCCCACAAUAGAAGAGCCCAUAAAUACUCAUAGACUUAUUUGGGUCAGAAAAAACAAAAAACAACAAACGUUUAUUUCUCUUGAAACCAGUGUUGAUGUUAAAAUUGUAGAUUUUCAUAAGUUGUAAAACAGUAAUUGAAUUAUUGGUUUCUUGUAUUCAUCAGUUGUUCUGUACGUUCAAAUGUGCCUUCAUCAAGGUGAAUGACACCCAUAUUUUUUUACUCUUAAAUGAAUAAAACGGCAGCCAACAAGGUAACUGGAUAAUA
Messenger RNA from Mugil cephalus (flathead mullet), 1688 nucleotides. RefSeq names its product ras-related protein Rab-9A-like. The record is from RefSeq and is a predicted model, not a curated record. Gene Ontology annotation, biological process: Rab protein signal transduction; retrograde transport, endosome to Golgi. The coding region runs from base 256 to 861 and encodes 201 amino acids. Gene Ontology annotation, molecular function: GTPase activity; GTP binding. Gene Ontology annotation, cellular component: late endosome; phagocytic vesicle; lysosome. The transcript is spliced from 3 exons. Lineage: Eukaryota; Metazoa; Chordata; Actinopteri; Mugiliformes; Mugilidae.